GUUUCGAAGCGUUUACUUGACAGACUUUACGUAAAUCUCGCCUUCCUCUUGACAGCCGGAGCGUUUUGAAUCGAAUUCACUUGCCGAAGUAAUUUCUGGCCGAAUAAUGGGUGUCGUGCGGUUAGUACAUUCGCUGAGGAGUAGAGAGGACACGCUGUCACGGUUCGCUGUCAAGGCCACCCUCGUAGGAGGUAUUGUUUAUUACAGUGUUCAUCAGGGCCUGUGGUCCAAAUCCGAAGAUAGCGUGCAGUUGUAUGGAAGGAUCUAUAAUAAUGUCGCGCCUUAUAUUAAGGACAACAUUCCCAAGAAAGUCGUGAACGAGCUACCACCAUUGCCAAGUACCAAUGAUCUCUCCAACUCUGUCAAAUCAUCAUGGAAUAAGGGAGUCAUAGCAAGCACGAAAUUCCUGUCCAAUACUCCGACUUACAUAAGCAACGGUGUGCAUAGUAUUUCAACAACUGUGCAAGAUUAUGUAAAACAACAAAGUGUACCUGAGAAAAGUCAAUAAUGAUUUUAUUCUUAUUACAUGGAUUUUAGAAAAACAUUGUAAUAGUAUCAGUGAGUAUCUUGAAAUUGUUAUUUUACUUCUAUUAUGUUAAUUUAUAUAUCUGUACAUUGUUGCCUCUAUCACUGAACUUUUGUUUAUUUAUUAUACAUCCCAAAUAAAUAUUUAUAGAAUAA
Molecule: messenger RNA, 681 nt
Organism: Nylanderia fulva
Lineage: Eukaryota; Metazoa; Arthropoda; Insecta; Hymenoptera; Formicidae
Product: MICOS complex subunit MIC13 homolog QIL1
Biological process (GO): cristae formation
Cellular component (GO): MICOS complex; mitochondrial crista junction
Source: RefSeq, a predicted model, not a curated record